CUGCUUGAUGGUAUAAUAGCUGUUGAUAUCCAAAAGUGUUGCUGUCUUGAGAUAACCAAACUAGCUAAAAAUACAACAUAUACAAACCUAGAAAGCUAUAAAACUGACAGGAAUUUGUACAAUCCAUUAACUGGACUGGAUAUUAACAAAGACCUGAAACCGUAACGAACUAACAAGAAGCGAGAUCAAAGGAAUCAAUCAGCUUAUUUAAACUCGUGAUUUUAAAAAAAAUUAUAUUCGAUCCUACAUGAAGUAUAUUUCCUAGGCCAUUCUCAAAACGCAAACUGUGGAGGCGGGCAUUUGGUUUUCAUGAAGUCACUGCUAAAAAAGGCAUUAAGUCAAAUUGCUAUUGUUCCAGCUCUGCCCGAGUCUCGGAGACCUGAGGUGCGAUGUAAGUCCAGUAGGAAAAACCAAAGUAGAGGUCAACUAAAACGUCUUCGUAAUGAAUUAUACCGAAAACAUCAUUCCAAAAAAGUUACUUGGAAAAUAUUUUCAAGUAAAAAGGACCCUCAGCCCAAACCUGACAAGUGCGGUUCUAUCAAACCCAAAAAUAUCAGCAAAGUCAGUCCUGAACUAAUAGAAAUUGCGAAACAGAUAAACCAAAGUAGGCGCGAUGUUUUCGAAGCAACGCCCGACAGAAUGAUAAGCAAGAAGGCAGAAAGUGUUCUCUUCAACAAAGAUUAUGAUAAUUUCAGGGAUGAUUUAAAAACUCUUAUAUGCUCAUAAUUUGCAUUGUAUAAUCAUGAUUUUCUGUAAUUAGUCAACUGGUUUCUUCAAUACCCAUUUUCUAAAAUGUACAGAUGGAUAGCAAUCAUCUAGAAAACUGGUAGGACGUAGUAGUAUACAUACUUUAUUUUUACCGGUACGAACAAAUAUUAUAAAAUUAAAAUAAAGAUAUUUCCUAUUAGUUGUUGUUACGGAAUACUAGUUUAAAUGUUCGAUACGUUGACAGGAAUAAGGCGAAGCCGAUUGGUACGAAAAGCGGCGUAUAAAUACCGUAUUUCUGAUCAUCCUACAAAAAAAAUGUGUAAUUAUUAAGCUAACAGCCUUUUCAGAUGUUAUCUUGUUUGCUUUCUUAAAAAGAUUUAUGGCCAGAAAGAUUUUUGAACUAAAUCAAAGUGCCGAACUGAAGUUGAUAUGACGAUCAGUGUGUUAGCUUUAUGUAGAUGAUUAGAUAAAGAGCUUCUAUUCAAUUUCUUUUAAUUAAGUAAACUAAAAAUGAUAGCUG
Messenger RNA from Schistosoma rodhaini, 1228 nucleotides. The record is from the annotation of a GenBank genome assembly. NCBI's taxonomy places the organism in Eukaryota, Metazoa, Platyhelminthes, Trematoda, Strigeidida, Schistosomatidae.